AGUCAUAUUCCUCCAAAUUCCUCCGAUAAUUGAUAAUGGAAAACCUGGCUUGCACUGUCGGUCAAAGUCUUAUUUCUUAUACUAUGGAUCUUCUCUUUGACAAAUUAAUCUCCUGUGAGGUGAUCAGUUUUGCUCGCAGAGGAAAACUCUACUCUGAAAUCAACAACCUCCGGAACAUUCUGCUCAAGAUCCAAGCCGUUCUGGAUGAUGCUGAGGAGAAGCAAAUUUCUGAUCGGUCGGUCAGGAUCUGGCUGGACGAUAUCAGGGAUUUGGCCUACGAUUUGGAAGACUUGUUAGAUGAGUUUGCUACUGAAAGUUUGCGGCAAAACUUGAUGAGAGAUUCUCAGCUCAUGAAAACCAAGGUACCGCACAUAAUUUUUUCGUUCAUUUUGAAUAUGAAAAUGGGUCUCAAGAUUAAGAAAAUAGCUGAAAGAUUUCAAGUUAUGGUGAAUGAAAAAGAUAACCUCAGGUUGAAAGAAAUUGGGGUUUUUAAUCCAGGGAGGGUUAGUUUAAUCAAAGAAAUUUUGCCAUCUACUUCUUUAGUUAUUGAAUCUCGUGUUUACGGUAGAGAAAAAGAUAAAGAGAAGAUUGUUGGGAUGCUGAUGAAGAAUGAAAAUGGAGGUGGUAGUGGUGGUGAUGAUGUUUGUUUGAUCUGUAUUAUUGGUAUGGGUGGGGUUGGCAAAACAACUCUCGCCCAGCUUGUUUAUAAUGAUUGUAGAAUUAAUGAGUAUUUUGAUUUGAAAGCUUGGGUUUGUGUGUCUUAUGAAUUUGAUGUUGUAAGGAUAACAAGGACAAUUUUAGAAGCAAUCACUAAUGAGAUUUUCAAUUCAAGUGAUUUAAACUCACUUCAAGUAAAGUUGAAAGCGAGUUUAUCUGGGAAAAAAUAUCUGAUCGUGUUGGAUGACGUUUGGAAUGAGAAUUACCUACUCUGGGAUGCUCUAAGAAGUCCCUUUUUACCAGGGGAUGUUGGAAGCAAAAUAAUUGUUACAACUCGUAAUGAUGGUGUUGCACAAGUUAUGGGAGCUGUUGAGAUUUACCGCGUAAAUUUGUUGUGUGAUGGUGAUUGUUUUUCUUUAUUUACACAACUAGCAUUGGGACGUAGAAAUCUUGAUGAGCAGCGAGAACUUAAAGAGAUUGGUGAGGAGAUAGUGAGAAAAUUUCAGGGGUUGCCAUUGGCAGCAAAAGUCAUGGGAGGCCUAUUGCAGAACAAAUUUGAUCGUGGUGAAUGGGAAGCUGUUUUGAAUAGCAGGAUGUGGGAUUUUCCAGAACAGAAAAUUGGCAUUCUUCCAGCUUUGAGAGUAAGCUACCAUCAUCUUCCUUCCUAUUUGAAGCAAUUGUUUGUUUACUGUUCAAUUUUUCCAAAAGGUUACAAAUUUCAUAAGGAUGAGUUGGUUUUGUUAUGGAUGGCAGAGGCUUUUCUCCUACACCAAAGGGGAAAGAAACUAGUGGAAGAUGUGGGAGGCCAUUAUUUUAAUGAAUUAUUGGCAAGGUCAUUUUUUGAACGAUCUAAGAGCAAGGAAUCGCUGUUUGUUAUGCAUGACCUUAUAAAUGAUUUGGCAAAAUCUGUUGCGAAAGACAUAUGUUUUUGUUUAGAAGAUAAAGUUGACAGCAAUGAGCCAGUUAGAAUUCUUCAAAAGACUCGUCAUAUGGCGUUCACUCGUCACAAUUAUGAAGUCUUACAAAGAUUCAAAGAUUGCUACGAAAUGAAGUCUUUACGAACACUUUUAGCACUACCGAUUCAUACUUCAACUUGGACUGCAGGUUGCUACUUAAGUAAAUCUUUCCAUCAUGAAAUGCUGCCAAGGUUAAAAUGCUUAAGAUCUUUAUCUUUGAGUGGUUAUGGCAUUAGAGAGCUGCCAAAAUCAAUUGGUGAUUUGAAACAUUUACGGUAUCUUAAUUUGUCUUGCACUGAAAUUAGUUUGUUGCCUGAAUCAGUCAGUAAACUUGUCAACUUACUGAUAUUGAAUUUGCGUGGUUGCUCAAAACUAACAAAGUUACCUUCAGGUAUCAUCAACCUAAUCAAUUUGCAUUAUCUUGAUAUUAAAGAUACAACUUGUUUGCUAGAGAUGCCUUCUGGGAUAUGUAAGUUGACCAAUCUACGAAAAUUGACCAAAUUUGUUGUGGGUAGAAGCAAUCACCUCAAGCUCAGAGAGUUGAAAGAGCUAUCACAUCUUCGAGGUGAGCUUUCCAUUUAUGGAUUGCAUAAUGUGGUGAAAGUUAAAGAUGCAGAGAUUGCCAAUUUAACGGAGAAGCAUGGUCUUGUUGAAUUAACUUUGGAAUGGAUUAACAUCUUCAAUGAUUCAAGGAAUUUAAAUGCUGAGUUACGUGUCCUCAAUUAUCUAAAACCUGAUAGAAGCCUUAAAAAGCUUACAGUUUCAUGUUAUGGUGGUACAGAGUUUGCAUCUUGGAUAGGGGAUCCCACAUUCACUAACGUAGUCUACAUAUACCUACUUAAUUGUAGAAAAAGCUCAUCGCUUCCAUCACUGUGGAGACUACCUUCACUUAAAGAGUUGUGCAUCGAAGGCAUGGAUGCUAUAGAAAAAGUAUAUCAAGAAAAGCCUUUUCCAUCUUUGGAAACUCUCCGGUUUAAGAGUAUGUUGAAGUGGGAAUCGUGGUACUUUCCUUCUGCAAGUAAUGAAGCAAUUGAAGAAAUUUUUCCUUGUCUCAAACACCUUACCCUACAAAAUUGCCCAAAGUUGAUUGAGAAAUUACCCACCCAAAUUCCUUCCCUUAAGAAGCUUACCAUUAGUGAAUGUCCAAGGUUGAAAUGUUCACUCAAAGGCCUCUCAUCACUUGUUGAAUUAGAUAUUGAAGAAUGCAAUGAGGAUCCAUUGAGAUAUGUAGCUCACCUCCCCUCGCUAACCAGUCUAAAAUCCAAGAGUAUCUCAGAACUUACAUCUCUGCCAGCAUCCAAGUUCAUGUCUCUCAAAGUGUUGCAAAUUGAAUCAUGUCCAAAGCUUAAGUCAUUCCCACAGAUACAUUUGGCAUAUUCUCUCAAACGUCUUCUGAUAAAAGAUUGUCCAGUUCUGAAGGCCUUGCCUGAUGAGAUGAUGAUUCUUAGUGGUGAAAACAGCAGGUGUCUUCUUGAAGAAUUGGAUAUUGAAGAUUGCCCUUCUUUUGAAUCCUGGAACUUUCCAAAUGGCAAGUUACCUACCAUGCUUAAAAGUUUGAAAAUCCAUUGCUGUCAAAGUCUACAGUAUCUACCUGAGGUAGCUUUUGAAAAUGAUGCCAGCAGCAACAUGUCGCAGCUUGAGAAAUUGGAGAUUGUUGAUUGCCCAUCUCUUACAUACCUUGGCACUGAAAAACUACUCUAUUGCCUUAAAAGACUGAGGAUUUCUUAUUGCUUGAAGUUUGAAAAAUCUUUGGAGAAAAUGCUUCGCAAUAAUGCAUCACUUGAAUGCAUUGACUUCUCAAAGUAUGUCAAUUUGUCAAGCUUCCCUGAGUGCCUUCAAGGCCUCUCAAAUCUCACUGAAAUAAAUAUAAAUAGUUGUCCUCAUCUGGAGUUCUUUCCAGAAACCGGCCUACCUGUCUCCAGCCUGAGAACCUUCUGCAUCUCUAAUUGUGAGAGUCUCAAGUCUCUUCCAAACCAGAUGCACGAGGUCAUGGCUCUUCGGAAUUUAACAAUAACCGAUUGUGCCAGUCUUGCAUCCUUGCCAAUGGGUGGUUUCCCCUGCAAUUUAUCAUCACUGCAUAUAUGGAAUUGCGAGAAUCUUAAGGUUCCCAUAGCUCAGUGGAAAUUGCACAGAUUGACCUCUCUUAGAGAGCUCAGAAUUUCUGGUGAAUGUUCUGAAGAUAUAACUUCCUUUCCGGUUGAUGAAGAUCUGCUUCCUCCAAGUCUUAUUUCACUUUGCAUCGGCAGAUUCAAGAAUCUAGCAAAUCUAUCCAGGGGACUGAAUAGUCUCACCUUGCUUGAAGAGCUGGAGAUCAUAAAUUGCUCUAAGCUUCAGUCCUUGCCUUGGGAUUGCCUGCCUGCCUCACUUGGAAGACUCAGUGUCAUGGACUGUCCCCUUCUAAGACAACAACUCUUCAAGGCGAAAAGAGCUAGUCGGCAUGUGAUAGCUCGCAUUCCUUGCGUAGAGGUGGAUGGUGAUUGCAUUCAAUGA
This is a messenger RNA of Pistacia vera, 4103 nucleotides long. RefSeq names its product putative disease resistance RPP13-like protein 1. NCBI's taxonomy places the organism in Eukaryota, Viridiplantae, Streptophyta, Magnoliopsida, Sapindales, Anacardiaceae. Gene Ontology annotation, biological process: defense response to other organism. Gene Ontology annotation, molecular function: ADP binding. The transcript has 2 exons. The record is from RefSeq and is a predicted model, not a curated record. Bases 36 to 4103 code for a protein of 1355 amino acids.